This is a messenger RNA of Sinocyclocheilus grahami, 1117 nucleotides long. It is a transcript of the gene hmx2, whose product is annotated as H6 family homeobox 2. Lineage: Eukaryota; Metazoa; Chordata; Actinopteri; Cypriniformes; Cyprinidae. Gene Ontology annotation, cellular component: nucleus. Gene Ontology annotation, molecular function: RNA polymerase II transcription regulatory region sequence-specific DNA binding; DNA-binding transcription factor activity, RNA polymerase II-specific. The coding region runs from base 1 to 810 and encodes 269 amino acids. The transcript has 2 exons. The record is from RefSeq and is a predicted model, not a curated record. Gene Ontology annotation, biological process: regulation of transcription by RNA polymerase II.
AUGAAUAAUUCGGAGGACAGCGGAAGCAAGUGCUCGCCUGCCCCCAUUUCAAGCUUCACGAUCCAGUCCAUUCUGGGCACCUCCAAUGAGGGAGUCCGGUCGGCUGGAAAGGACAUCCCCAAAUCGCAGCCGAGGAAGCGGACGUUGUCCGUGUCAUCGGAGGACGACUGCAGCGCCGGAGAGGACUCGGGCGACUGCUAUUGCUCUGAGCCCGGUGUACCAGAGUCCUGCAACCCGCACCAGCCUCUGAACUUCUGCCUCGGUGCCACAAAGGGACUUCUACCUGUGCAGGAUGGGAUCGACCGCCGGCCGCAUUUGACACCGACCAUACUACCGGAUUACAAAGAGGAGCAGGAGCGAGCGUGUAGCCAAAUGUCUCCAGUUUCUGAAGAGAGACAACGUGAUGGCCCGGACAAACAGAGCAGCUCCGCCAAGAAGAAGACGCGCACCGUCUUCUCUCGGAGUCAGGUUUAUCAGCUCGAGUCCACGUUCGAUAUGAAACGCUAUUUGAGCAGCUCCGAGAGAGCCUGUCUCGCUUCCAGCCUGCAGUUAACGGAGACACAAGUGAAAACAUGGUUUCAGAACCGGCGGAACAAAUGGAAACGUCAGCUCUCAGCGGAACUGGAAGCUGCGAACAUGGCGCACGCAUCGGCGCAGACUUUGGUUGGGAUGCCUCUCGUUUUCAGAGAAAAUUCGUUGCUCCGAGUGCCGGUUCCGAGGUCCAUCGCUUUUCCUACCCCACUGUAUUACCCUGGAAGUAAUUUACCAGCUUUACCAUUAUACAAUCUUUACAAUAAGAUUGAAUAUUAACUUUUGCGCACAACGAAAAUUCCUUGCUAAAGGAUGACACAUUAUUACUCACUAAAACGUACAAAAUACACAUUUAACUAUGUUUGACAAAAUUCGUGUCUAUUUAUACCUCUUUAUUUGGUGAAAAAAUAUAUUUCUUAUUAUGCUGCAAUUAAACGAGUGUAAAACACAAAAGCAACACGGUUCUGUAUAUGUCCUAUAAAAUACACCAUGUGUAUAAUGAUUAUUUUGUACUAUUAUUUACAUUUCUGUCCCCCCGAUUAACCAGUUUUACACAUUAUAAGGAGUGAAAACAUUGAAAUAAAAG